This is a messenger RNA of Fusarium keratoplasticum, 4254 nucleotides long. RefSeq lists its product as uncharacterized. Bases 1 to 4254 code for a protein of 1417 amino acids. Lineage: Eukaryota; Fungi; Ascomycota; Sordariomycetes; Hypocreales; Nectriaceae. The record is from RefSeq and is a predicted model, not a curated record. The transcript has a single exon.
AUGGAUCCAGAAUCGAGAAAGAAUGCUCACAUCCCCCCUCCCAUGAUCCGACAGCCCGUCGACUCCUACCACCGACUCAUCCGCGAGACCCACGGCGUCGAAGGCGGCCUGCCGGACCCGGGCCCGUCUAGCCUCCCCGGCAGGUCCAGGUCCGACUCGCGCCGCUUCAUUGCCUCGCGCCCAGAUUCCGGCGCCGACUCCCAGUUUGGGAACGGAAACGUCGCAUCCUUCUUCGACUCGGAGCGCCUGGCUAGCUCCUCGGCGCAAUACAACAGAAGCAGCUAUGCGUCGCCGACAGGGAGCAGGACGGUACGAUGGCCGUUUCUUGGGAGUAUUAGAUCGCGGGCGAGUCGAUCCUUUCCCUCUUCGCCGCAGGCCGAGUCGCCAACUGGACCCGUCGAGAUACAACUUCCCUGGCGUCCCUUUUUUCUUUAUCGACGGGUUCUUCUUCUUUUCGCAAUUGUCUUUGUCGCCCUCAUCGCAGGAAUACAAGCUUCACUUCAGCUUUCGGAACGAAACGAUGGCCUCCGGGAGGUCGACGACGUGUCGAGGUACUUGUGGCAGUAUGGAACAACUCUGGUAUUCAUCCUGGUUGCUGCUUUCUGGACCAGGGUCGAGUAUCAGGCCUCUGCUGCCAUGCCGUGGAUCAGCCUGUUGAAUAACCAAGUCGAAGUCGACAAGUCUCUGAUGCUGGAUUACGUCUCCCUGUUUGAACCCAUGGCCAUUGUCAAGGCUCUGCGCAACAAGGACUGGCUAGUCGCUAGCCCUGUUCUCGUCGGAUUGCUCUUCAAAGUUGUCGUGAUAUUCUCUACGGCCUUUAUCACGCCCAGAGUCGUCACCGUUGCUAGCCACGAAUCGUCAAUAACUGUGCAAGCCGCCUUUUCCGAUAGUCUUGACGGGCUUCAAGAUGUAUCAUCGUUGCCAUACUUCGUCAUGGCAUCUCUACAGACAGACAAUGCAACUUACCCCAACGGAGUGUCGCCUCGGGCAGCUUACACCCCAUUUGUUAGCAACAGGACCCAAUUUGUUGAAAUCAGAGCAGUUGUGGAUGGCUUCAUCGGAGGCCUUGAAUGCAGCCAGGCCGAACUAACUUUGGACUCGCUGCGAUUUUCGGGGGGAACCUCUGUUCAGCUCAACAUGACAGUAUCCGAGAACGACUGCUCCUUGAACCAAACCCUCACGAGUGCACGAUUCGCGAGCACAGACAACGAAGACCUCCCGAGAACAUUUUUGGCUUUUCAGGCUGGCAGCUGUGGCAGGUCUACAGAAGAUGAUCAACAACGAAUAGUGGUCCUAGCAGGCGUCCUCGACCUUGACAUGGACAAGCUCAAGAAACAGUCCAAGUCGUCCAAUGGACGAGUAGAGGGCAAGCUUUCGACUUCGGCUGCCUUUUCCUGCAAGCCAAACUACUCCAUCACCCAGGUUCGAGUUUCAAAAUCCCCUGAAGAGGUUCUCGCGACUACGCCUGUCCAAGGCGCAACGAACACGACACUCGACAAGGUACAUCCGUGGGCCGUCGCUCAAGCUCUCUUUCAAACAUUCAAAACCGACACGGUUACCGCAGCACGACUUUUUGCAGCCUCCAGCCGAUCCUACGAUAACGACGCCGUGUUGGUGGCUGAUGAGGCCAUGUCUGCGGCGCUUGCGAUGAGGGCAAAGGAGGAAGGGGCUUUUCCAAAGUUGGAAUCACUUACGGAUGGCGACACUUUGAAACAACUGGCCGAGGACUUUUACACGCAGUACUCUGCUCUGGUGUCUCGAUAUGCUAUGAUGGAGCCGACGUCUAGUUCUACAACAGCAGUUGCCAGUUACGUUGAGCGGCGUCUUAUUGUGCGAGCAGUUCCCGCGUACCUGAUGACGGGAUUUCUAGCAGUUUGCCUGCUCUUGACCCUGGCAAUGAUGUACCUGGCACCAAAGACUGGAUUCCUUCCCCGAGACCCCAACACCAUUGUUGGCUUGGCCUCGGUGGUUGCACACAGUCAUCCAUUCGUUGAGUGUCUUCGAGGCAUGGGAGCUGCGAACAAAGCGGCGAUCAAAGCGAGACUUGCAGGGUCAUCCUACUCCAGCGGAGCUGAAGGCCAUGAGAAGCUGGAAGACCCUAAUCAGGGAUUUUAUCAUAUUUUUGGCGGCAAGGCGCCACCUCGGGGUACUGCCCUACGACGUUUCGAUUCUUCAACGUGGCGACAACCCGUAACGAUACAUGGGCUCAUUCGAUUGCUGUACAUUGUCAUUCUCGCGAGCAUCAUAAUUGGUUUCGAGGUGUCGUUGCGAGCGUCACAGCGAUAUGAUGGACUUAGGACCAUGGACAAUGACGCUGCGUAUCUGGCAUGGACGGUUGUACCGGCUCUAGUGCUUCUCGUUGUGGCCAUGUACAUGAUUACUUUGGAGUGGUGGACAAGACUACUCGCUCCGUUUUCCCACCUGGCACGAAAAGGAGACUUUGGUGAGACAGUUGGACUGAAUCUUGCUGAUGCGUUGAGACAUGUUGCGUUCAGGAGGGCAUGGAAGAUCGGCGACUUUGGCGCCGUGACAGCCAUAUCUGGUGGUUUCAUCGCCCUUCUCGUGGUUGUUGCAUCUGCUCCUCUAUUUGAGCCGAUGCGCCUUGAACUCGACACAAGCCUUGCCCUUCGCACUGAGGACUACUUCGCCAACAGCCUGGCAUCAUCUCCAGAUGAUCCCAUCUGCACCGACUGCACCAACGAUACCACAACUGCGUCACUAAUACUCGCAGGCAGGGCUCCGUAUCCGCCUUUUACUUAUGCCGACCUCAAUUUUCCCAGCGUAUCUCUCGGUGAAGAGGAGAACAGCAGUGAUGAUCUGAGGAUCAGUGUCCGAUUGACGGCAAUCCGUCCAAACAUGACAUGCCGACUUUACCUGUCCGAUGAGAUAUCCACCAACCUUACGCUCGAGUACAAGCUGGAUGACAAGAUCGUCAACCCUUUACGAAUCGACCUGAAGGGUGAAACAUGCCGUGGAGACACGGAGCGAGACAGCAGCAACGCCAUCAUUGGAACCACGAGAACUGCGCUGUCGACGCCGGUUCAGGAGAUCAGCGAGGAUUCCACCUUGUUUGGCGUUGGACUGAGAAAGACAAACUCAACACCACAAUGCUCCGACUGGUUGUAUGUCUGGGGACGGUUGGUUGAUAUGAACACCGACGACAUGUCUGUUAGCAGCAUCGGCGCUCUUGCCUGCAAUGAAACCAUUCAGGCACUUGAUGCCGAUGUUGCUCUUCAUGGGCCUGAGCUGCACCUAUACCCAGACACCCCUCCAGCCCUUGUCGAGAGGACAACUAUAAACACGACCGUUGCUAUCCCGAGACUGGACUAUUCGUCUCUCGUCAACGUCUCCUCCAACGCCCUGUUUGACCCGUUCUUUGCCACUUUGAACGCCUCCUGGCUCGCCGUUCCAGAGAGCGCUCUCGGUGGCACAUCUGCCAACGACGCAAGACAGGUUCAAUCUGCCAUCCUCCUCCAACACGGCAUCAUAAGGGCCCAAUCCCUCAACCUGAAGAGUCGCCGUCGUCUCUCUCGAAGGGGCACAUUCCCUUCGGCAGACGGACAGAACAUCAUCAGCGGUGUCGACCCCGAUGCACCUGUUUCGCAGGCUGUUCCCAUCAUUAGCGGCUCGAAACUCUCGGAAAAGGUUAGGCUUCGCCAGGACCCGAUUGCCACGCGUAUUCUACAGGGUCUUGUAGGUGCGUUGCUUCUACUGCACAUCAUGUCCUGGAUCUUGAUCAGAAGACUUCGGCUUCCUCGGCCGCCGACCACAAUCGCAUCUACUGCCGCGCUGGUCGUCGAUGGUAACAUGUUGAAGCUACUACCUCGAGGUGCACAGUGGCAGCCCAUGAAUGAACUUGAAAAUGCAUUCGGCGACGAGGCGCAGUUUGAGCUGGGCUGGGACGGCGGACGAAGCAGACCGAGACGAGACAGACGCAAGAGAAAAGAAGAAGGCUUCUUUGGCAUCCGAGCCACCGUGACGGAAGAUCACAUACCAGAAGAGCUAGAACUAAGGCCUAUACCACCAAGACCCGACAGGCUCAGACCAAUGGACAGGGUCGGAACCGUCAGCAGGGGGACGGCGGAGCUUGGGGCAGACAGCACCCAGAGGAAGUCGGUCCUGGUAGGAAAGGAGAGCCCGCCCACCUCGGGCUCCAAGGAUAGUAACGGUGCGCAGCCCAGGAAGAAGAGGUCGCUCACGGCGUGGAGCGGACCCAAGGAGAUGGUCAAGGUGUGGUGGGCUUCUGCACAAUGA